Molecule: messenger RNA, 3033 nt
Organism: Apiotrichum porosum
Lineage: Eukaryota; Fungi; Basidiomycota; Tremellomycetes; Trichosporonales; Trichosporonaceae
Exons: 2
Coding region: 1-3033 (1010 amino acids)
Biological process (GO): DNA strand elongation involved in DNA replication; DNA replication; double-strand break repair via break-induced replication
Cellular component (GO): nucleus; MCM complex
Molecular function (GO): ATP binding; single-stranded DNA helicase activity; single-stranded DNA binding
Source: RefSeq, a predicted model, not a curated record
AUGUCCACCCCAACAGGCCGUCGCACAGGCGGCACAAACCCUCGCUCUUCUUCUCCUUUGCACUUCCCCACCUCAUCACCCAAUGCCACCCCGCGCGCACCGCGCCAGCAGCAGCCUCCGCCGACGUCCUCGCCCCUCCACUUCCCCACCUCGUCCCCCGGCCGUGGAGACAACAGUGGCCGCCGUGCUGCCGCCUCGUCGUCUGCAGCGUCCGCCGUGUCCGUGGCGAGCGGCCCGCGCAUGCGCGCGCUCCGUUCCGAGACCCCGCUCUUCUUCCCGGCAAGCGGCGGCAGCAGCGGCGCCGGUAGCACUCCUCGUCGCAAGCAGCGUGGUGACAUCCACUCUAGCCGUGUGGUCAACUCGCCAUCGCUCACCCGCCGCGCAGGCCAGCGCAACGGCAACAAUAUCAAUGGCGAACCCAACCUGUUCGCUGCGAGCUCUCCGGGCGUAUACAGCGACGCGGCCACGCCUGUCCCGCACCGUGCCCACCCAUCGUCUGCGCUCGGCAACGUGCCCACCAUGAGCGCGGUGUCGGCCACGGAUGACAUGGACGACGACGAGACUGCCAACGUCACGUCUAUCUGGGGCACGUCGAUUGUGCUGCAGCAGUCGAUGAACCUGUUCCGCGACUUUUUGCAUGGCUUCAAGCCCAAGUACCGCGCCGUCUACAACCAGACUGUCGCCAAGGCCGCCAUUGAGGCUGGCGGUGUCGCGCCUCCCGUCAUGCCGCUGUACGACAACUUGUCAGCCGCAAAGGCCGACACGCCCUUGUAUGAGGGAUACCUUGUCCAAAUGCGCCAGACGGGCCAGAACAACCUGAACCUGGACGCGAUCAACGUGCUCGCCUACCCGCCGUCCAAGAAGCUGUACCACCAGAUUGUCAACUACCCGCAGGAGGUGAUCCCCCUGAUGGACCAGGUGCUCCAGGACGUCGUGGUCGAGGCGGCCGAGGAUGAACUUGACGCUGCCAGGGCGCGCAACGCCGACGGCGACAUGUCCGACCUCGAGCUCACGGCGCUCGAGAACGAGCUCAAGGCAUUCGGUGGGCGUGUCUUCAAGGUCCGCACGUUUGGCGGCGACCGUACCGUCAACAUGCGCGACCUCAACCCGGGCGACACGGACAAGCUCAUUACUGUCAAGGGCCUGGUCAUCCGCGCCACCCCGGUGAUUCCAGACAUGCAGACGGCCUUUUUCCGCUGCCUCGUCUGCCAGCACACGGUCGAUGUCGGCAUUGACCGUGGCCGCAUCAACGAGCCCACACGCUGCCCGCGCGAUGUCUGUAACUCGAUCGGCACCAUGGCCCUCAUCCACAAUCGUUCCGCGUUUAUCGACAAGCAAGUGGUUCGUUUGCAGGAAACCCCCGAUGCUGUCCCCGAUGGACAGACCCCGCACACUGUCUCGCUGUGCAUGUACGACGAGCUUGUCGACCUUGUCAAGCCCGGUGACCGUGUAGUGAUUACGGGCAUCUUCCGCUCGAUCCCCGUGCGCGUCAACCCGCGCCAGCGUUCCAUCAAGGCCCUGUUCAAGACGUUUGUCGACGUUGUCCACGUCAAGCGCACCAACGCUGCUCGGAUGGGUUUCGACCCGUCGACGCGUGGCGGCGAAAGGGCCCCCGGUGUGGGUGUGGGUGGCGAAGACGACGAGGCCGAGGUCAUGCAGGGCACGCAGCGUGCCGCAGACGAGAUGAUGGACGAGGACUCGCCCGACCUGUCGCUCAGCGCGACGGCCGAGAUGGAGCAAAAGCUGCUCGAGCUGUCGCACCACCCGGACAUUUACGACAUGCUCGCGCGCUCCAUGGCGCCCAGUAUCUACGAGAUGGACGACGUCAAGAAGGGUAUCCUCCUGCAGCUGUUUGGCGGCACCAACAAGUCGAUCUCGCGCGGCGGCGGUGGCGGCGGCCCGCGCUACCGCGGUGACAUCAACGUCCUCAUGGUCGGUGACCCCGGUACCUCCAAGUCGCAGAUCCUGCAGUAUGUCCACAAGAUUGCCCCGCGUGGUGUCUACACCUCGGGCAAGGGCUCGUCGGCUGUCGGUCUCACUGCAUACGUCACUCGCGACCCGGACAGCAAGCAGCUCGUCCUCGAGUCGGGUGCCCUUGUUCUUUCCGACGGCGGUAUCUGCUGCAUUGACGAGUUUGACAAAAUGUCCGACGCGACGCGCUCUGUCCUGCACGAAGUCAUGGAGCAGCAGACUGUCUCGAUUGCAAAGGCCGGUAUCAUCACCACGCUCAACGCGCGCACGUCUAUUCUCGCGGCCGCCAACCCCGUUGGGUCAAAGUACAACCCCAAGCUGCCGAUCCCUGCCAACAUUGACCUGCCACCGACGCUCAUUUCGCGUUUCGACCUGCUCUACCUCGUCCUCGACAAGGUCGACGAGAUGAACGACCGUCGUCUCGCCGCGCACCUCGUCGGCCUGUACCUCGAAGACCGGCCCGAGCGCGCGGCCGGAAACGACAUUCUCCCCGUCGACAUGCUCACGGCGUACAUUACCUAUGCGCGCAGCAAGAUCAACCCGGAGCUCAGUGGACCCGCCUCGGACGCCCUUGUCGCUGCGUACGUCAAGAUGCGUAAAGUCGGCGAGGACGCGCGGUCGUCUGAACGCCGCAUCACCGCCACGACGCGUCAGCUCGAGUCGAUGAUCCGUCUUUCGGAAGCGCACGCGCGCAUGCGCUUCUCCGAGUCGGUCGACCUGCAAGACGUGGCCGAGGCGGACCGCCUCAUCCGCGCCGCGCUGCGCGAGUCGGCGACCGACCCGCUCACGGGCCAGAUUGACCUGGACCUGAUCACGACGGGUGCCGGCCAGACGAUGCGCCGCGUGCGCGCCGACCUCAAGCGCGAGAUCCUCUCCCUCGUGAACGCGGCGGGCACCACGGGCCUGCGCUGGACGGCCGCCAUCCGCGCCAUUGAGCAGCAGUCGAGCGUGCCCCUCGACCACGCAGAGUUUGCAGAGGUCGUAAAGGGCAUGCAAGAGGAGGGGCUCGUAAAGGUCGUCGGCGACAAGGAGCGCAGGACGAUUAGGAAGGCGUCGGAUUGA